This is a messenger RNA of Physeter macrocephalus (sperm whale), 2234 nucleotides long. It is a transcript of the gene ETFBKMT, whose product is annotated as electron transfer flavoprotein subunit beta lysine methyltransferase. Bases 236 to 1036 code for a protein of 266 amino acids. Gene Ontology annotation, molecular function: protein methyltransferase activity. Lineage: Eukaryota; Metazoa; Chordata; Mammalia; Artiodactyla; Physeteridae. The record is from RefSeq and is a predicted model, not a curated record. Gene Ontology annotation, cellular component: mitochondrial matrix. The transcript is spliced from 4 exons.
CCGGCUCUGGGGGAGAAGUGGGACCCAGCGUGCAGUUGUAAAGAAGGCGCGAAAAGAGGCGCAAAGGCGAGUGACAGACCUGCCCUGUGCUUAGCUUCCCAGGACGGUGUUAGCACAGCCAGGUCCAGGGAUUCCAGUUGAGAUCAGUUUGGCAGCCAGACCCGUAUUCUUUCCCCAGGAAGAGCAGCUGUUACCAAGAGCAGCACCAACAAACCUGUGCUUUGGGACAGGACCCAUGGCCUUGAGCCCAGGUUGGAGAGCGUUUACAUCAUUUGCCAUGAACCGCUGUGGUGUCCUUCGGAAGGCUGUGAGAAGCAGUGGUUUUCCCUUGUUUCCCUGGGGCCACUGCCCCUGGAGAGGAACCGGAAGCUUUUUGGACCCUGAGAUGAAAGCUUUCCUGGAGGAGAACACUGAAGUCACCAGCCGUGGUAGCCUCACCCCUGAAAUCCAGCUGCGGCUUUUGACCCCCAGAUGCAAGUUCUGGUGGGAGAGAGCUGACCUGUGGCCCCACAGUGACCCUUACUGGGCAGUCUACUGGCCAGGAGGCCAAGCCCUGUCUAGGUAUCUUUUGGAUAAUCCUGACGUUGUCAGAGGAAAAUCUGUGUUAGAUAUUGGGAGUGGAUGUGGAGCUACAGCUAUCGCUGCUAAGAUGAGUGGAGCUUUAAGGAUCUUGGCCAAUGACAUAGACCCUAUUGCAGGAAUGGCUAUUACACUAAACUGUGAGUUGAACCAACUGAAUCCUUUUCCCAUUUUAACCAAAAACAUGCUGGAUUUGGAACAAGAUAAGUGGGACCUUGUUGUGCUUGGAGAUAUGUUUUAUGAUGAAGACCUUGCAGACAGUCUACAUCAAUGGCUGAAAAGUUGCUUUUGGGUCUACAGAACUCGAGUACUGAUUGGUGACCCUGGGCGACCCCAGUUCAGUGGACAUAGCAUUCAGCAUCAACUGCACAAAGUAGCAGAAUAUUCACUUCCAGAGCCUACUAGGCAGGAGAACAACGGACUGACAACAAGCACGGUGUGGGAAUUUCAGCCUUGAGCUGUUGAGGUACCUCCAAUAUGGAUAUAGCUAUGUUUGGGUUUAACCCUAAAAGACUGUCCAGUUCAAAGAAGGAAAUUUGUGUUAAAUGGCAAAUCUCGUUUCCAAAAUAUGAAGGUUGAAGUUUUGUCACCCUUUGUCAUGUAACUUGUUCGGCAGUAAGCCAAAUUUAGAAAUCUCUAUCUGUAAUUGUUUCUAGUUUUACUGCUAUAGGAAUAUAAUUAUAGAAGGCAAUAUCCACAUGUAAUUUAAGUAGCUGAGAGGAAUUAGAUAUUUUAGCAGAGUCUCUUUCUAUAGUUGAGGACAACUGUGAUGUAUCUUUGAAUUAAACAAAAUAAAAAAUACAGAAGAAUACUAUAUUUAAAAAAAUUAUCUGUUAAGAUCAGAGAUGCAGUUGGUAUGGUACAGAAUACAGUAAGUCCCCUACAUACGAACCUUCACGUUGUGAACUUUCAAAGAUAUUAAAGUGCCCCUGUAUGCCAGCUGUUGUACUGUACUACCAUACUUUUCAAGGUACUCUACUGUAAGAUUAAAAAUGUUUUAUUUUUUGUUUGUUUUUUAUGAUUAUUUGUAUGAAAAGAAGUAUUAUAAACCUAUUACAGUAGAGUACUGUAUAGUUGAUUGUGCUAGUUGGGUACCUAGGCUAACUUUGUUGGACUUACGAACCCACUCUCGUAAUGGAGCUCGUUCAUAUGUAGGGGACUUACUGUACAUGGGCUUCAGAGUGAGGCCACUCUGUCACUUUCUAGUUGGGAUUUUGGGCUAGUUAAGCUCUCUGAGCUUUCAUUUCUUCACCUAUAAAAUAGUAAUAAAAUUUAAUAAACUGCACCUCAAAGGGUUAUUAUAAUUAAUAAAUGAAAGUAUAAAGUGUGUAAUAUAGGAUAAGUACGUAAUAGGGCACCAAUUAAGAAACACAGAUAGGGCUUCCCUGGUGGCGCAGUGGUUGAGAGUCCGCCUGCCGAUGCAAGGGACACGGGUUCGUGCCCCGGUCCGGGAAGAUCCCACAUGCCGCGGAGCGGCUGGGCCCAUGAGCCAUGGCCGCUGAGCCUGUGCGUCCAGAGCCUGUGCUCCGCAACAGGAGAGGCCCCAACAGUGAGAGGCCCGCGUACCACACACACACAAAAAAAACAAAACAAAAAACAAAACCAAAAAAAUAACACAGAUAAAGAUUUUAGAAUUUCCUGCAUACUCAGUACUG